UAAACCAUUUACCUACCGAGUUUCUCACACAAGAGGCGUUUUAUCAAAGCCUUCCCGCUAAUUAAGCAUUCAGCAGUCGAUCGUCCGCGCUCAUCUAGACAUGUAUGGAUAAUUGUGUAUUAAAUUAUGUGAAUGCUAUAUUCUAUUUGGAUUUCCUAUUAUCCCAUAAUCCUGUGACGACAGCGAAAUGAAUCGGAAUAACAGAAAAUAGCGGGGCUCUUUUUUUUCUCCCCAAAAGCAACGAGACAAUAAAUUUAGCUUAAUUGAAGUGGACUGUGUAAAAAGACUUUGUUCAUUGGUUUAAAAUUGGAAUUUUAAAUUUUUUAAAUCAUCGUUAAAAUCUUGGGAUGAGAGACCACGGACUUAUCUAAGCGUGGCGAUCAGUGCGGAUUGUGGAAUUGUCCCCUAAUUCCCACUUUCUAUUCUAAUCUGACCAUACCCCCAAGAACAAUUGAACUGAUCAGCAAUUUAAAAAAUCAAAUCAUCGGUCUUUUCUAAGUGACGGAGUUUGUUUUAUUUGAAAGUUACGAAACACAGCGGAAUAUUUAAAUUUCACAUGGAGUGACGAUGUGUAUAUGUUGUAAAAUGUAUACUUUGUGUAUCUGAAGAUUUUUUGGGAAAGGAUAAGGAUUUCUCCGGAUAUUCACAAUGGUUCCCCGUGUUAGUGAUCUGAUUGUCGUAUUUAUGAUAUUUGCGGGUAUAUUACCAUCUGAUGGAACAUACAAUCUCCGAAAGGGCAUGCCAAAUGUCUGCCCAUUCCAAGACGUGGAGACAAGGCGUGUACAGGUGCCCUGCGUGCAGGCCUUCACGAGGCUGGUGAAGGUGUGGAAACCAAACUGUGGUCAGUCAGGAUACUGGUGCAUCGGCCAUGAAAGAAGAACCAAGUAUUAUACCACAUACAAGCAAAGGUACAGAAGGGUUUACGUCACUAAAUAUCAGUGUUGUCAUGGAUGGCAACAAUUACACUCCCAGGCAGGCUGCAUGUACAGGAAGUGUAGCCAGACAGUGUGUUUAAAUGGGGGUCGUUGUACAGAUGGGAAUACCCAGAAAUGUGUCUGCCCUGCCGGGUUCCAAGGGUCAAGGUGCCAGUAUGAUGUGGAUGAGUGUGCUCUUGGAACCAGUGGCUGUGAUCAUGACUGUAUGAACAUAGUAGGAUCUUACAGAUGUAAAUGCAGGCAGGGCUUUACACUGGGGAAGGAUGGAAGGAGCUGUGAAGACGUUAAUGAAUGUGACAAUAGAAAAGGGGGCUGUCAGUACGACUGUCGCAACACUCAGGGAGGAUAUCAGUGUUUGUGUCCAGCGGGCUACCGGCUCCGAGCAGAUGGGAGAAGCUGUGAGGCUGCUGGGAACUUGCGUAAGGAGGAAAAUAAAAUAGAAACAAAUAAUGAUCUAGUCGGACAAAAUGAUAAAAAUGGUGAAAUCGGUAGAAAAUUAGAAAAAGGAGUGGAAAAUCGAAACCAGAGAAAGGAGCAAUCUGACGAGCUUCUUAACAAAAACUUGGCACCAAAUGCCAGGAAGACAGAUGAGUUUAAGAACUUGGCUUCAGUAUUCAAGAAUAGGCGACUACUGAAUUUUCAUGUGGAGUCUGCCUGCAGUGUAAACAAUGGGGACUGUGACCACAUCUGCAAGGAGGGCUCUAGUACUGGGCACUAUCGAUGUAUGUGUAGAGAAGGCUACAGACUCGGACAGGAUGGAAGGACCUGUGAAUUGGCAGACCCAUGCAGAAACAGAAAUGGAGAUUGUGAACAGAAGUGUACCAACAAAAAUGGAAACAGGGUGUGUGAAUGUUACACAGGGUACCGACUGUCCGGUGAUCAGAGAAGCUGUGAAGACAUCAAUGAAUGCCUGAACAACAAUGGAGGUUGCAGUCAGGAGUGCAUCAACACGAUGGGAUCCUACACGUGCCGAUGUCACCCAGGAUUUCAGCUCGGCGUCAACAGGAAGUCCUGCUACACCUCUUGUGUAUAUGAGGUCAGGAAAACUCUGUCAGGGAUGGCUCCUGUUCAAGGAGUUGAAUUGGAGCCGGUAGACAGCUGUGCCAUUAAUAAUGGAGGAUGUGCUCACAGUUGUCGUCAUGGAGACGGGGGACCAGUCUGUUCCUGCAGGAAGGGCUACAUCUUGCAGAUUGACAAGAAGUCCUGUCUGGAUGCUGAUGAGUGCGAGUCAGAACAGGCCUGUUGUGCUCACCAGUGUUCUAAUAACCCAGGAGGGUACACCUGCAGCUGCAGAAAGGGAUUCCUGCUCAACCAAAAUGAUGGCUGCUCUUGUGAUGACGUGGAUGAGUGUUUGUCUGACAAUGGCGGUUGUGAGCACGAGUGUGUGAACUCGGAGGGUUCCUACAGCUGUGUUUGUAAGCCUGGAUACAGACUGGCCCCGAACAACAGGGGCUGUAUCUUGAUAGACCUUGGUCCUCAGCGAGGGGACAUCCCAUUGUCCCCUCAGUAUAAAGCUUCACUACGGCCCCUCCCUUUGGUAGAAAACCGAAAACUACAAGAUGAAUUGAUAGAUGCUGAUGUCAAAUAUGAGUGUGUGCCUGGCAAUUUCGGACCAGACUGUGAGUGGACAUGUGACAGUUGUCAGAAUGGAGCCACCUGUAGCAGAGAAAAUCCUGGCUGUGUAUGUGGUCCUGGCUGGCAGGGAUUUCUCUGUAAUCAGACUUGUCCAUCGGGAUUUUAUGGCAGCGGUUGUAACGAGGCUUGUGUCUGUCAGAACGGGGGGACAUGUGAUCAUGUGACGGGAGGAUGCACUUGUCCACCGGGGGUCAAAGGUGAAUUCUGUGAGGAUGGUUGUCCUGCAGGGUUCUUUGGUAAAAACUGUGACAAAAUCUGUUCCAAGCCUUGCUAUAGUGGUCACUGUAACAGAGAGUUUGGAUACUGCCAGUGUCCCCCCGGUUUUGUGGGUCCCUACUGUAAUGCCAAAUGUCCCUCCUUUAAUUGGGGAUCAAACUGUGUCAACACUUGUCACUGCAACAGGACCACUACAGAGCGCUGUGAACCACUGAGUGGACAGUGUUCGUGUAAGAGAGGUUUUUAUGGUGAGCAAUGUGAAUUUCGAUGUUCAGCCGGUCGUUACGGGAAGAACUGUAAACAUGUGUGUAACUGUAACAACAACCAGUCAUGUCAUCCUGAGACGGGGCAGUGCUAUCUCAGGUGUCCCCAGGGAAGAAUGGGGGACAGCUGCAAUCAAGCUUGUCCCAAUGGAACAUUUGGUUUUAACUGUGAACAGACAUGUAAUUGUCACGGUAGUAUUUGUCAUCCUGAGACAGGAAAGUGCAUUUGUAGAGCUGGCUUCCGAGGAAGACAUUGCAAUAAAUCGUGUCGUAACGGAACCUGGGGAGUUAACUGUAUGUACGAGUGUACUUGUAAGAGAGGAGAAUGUGACAAGGUGACAGGAGAGUGCAUCUGUCCCGACGGCUGGUAUGGACAGGAAUGUCAAGAUGCCUGUCCUCCUGGUCGUUACGGAUUUCAGUGUCUUCUACAGUGUAAGUGUGAGAACAAUGCUAAGUGUAACCCAGCAGACGGCUCCUGUAAGUGCAGAGAAGGAUUCAGAGGAACCAUCUGUGACCAAGUUUGUCCUCCUGGUACCUAUGGACCAAACUGCAUAUACCGGUGUGCGUGUAGGAAUGGUGCUGAAUGUGACCACAUCACAGGAGAGUGUAUCUGUGGACCAGGCUGGAAAGGAAGGGGCUGUGACGAGCUAUGUGAGAAGGACACCUUUGGAGCAGGCUGUAAAGAGAAGUGCCGCUGUACCAAUGGAGCAUCAUGUGACCACAUUGGAGGGGGGUGCACCUGCACUGCAGGCUGGCAGGGGAAACACUGUGACAAGCCCUGCCCUCAGGGAUUCUAUGGACUGGACUGUCAGGGGGUCUGCAACUGUGGAAACAACGGGGCAGAGUGUAACCAUGUGACAGGGGAGUGUAAAUGUUCUGCGGGGUGGACCGGGGAGGACUGCUCCAAGGCCUGUCCCAUGGGAAUGUACGGGGAGGAGUGCAAGUACCAGUGUCACUGUGGAAACGGGGGCACCUGUGAUCCGGUGUCUGGGGCCUGUGUGUGCGCUGCUGGCUGGAGAGGAAAGCACUGUGAGGAAGAAUGCCCAAAUGGAUUUUAUGGAAUUAAUUGUUUGUACCACUGCUUUUGUCGAAAUGGAGCACCGUGUGACAGCAUCACAGGACAGUGUAACUGUACCAGUGGCUUCACAGGAACGGCAUGUGAAAAAUCCUGUUACGAGGGAUUCUAUGGUCCAAACUGUGUACACCAGUGUGAUUGUGUGCAUGCAGAAUCAUGUGACAAAGAAUCGGGGCGAUGUAAAUGUCUACCUGGAUACAGAGGAGAAUUAUGUGAUAAAGAGUGUUCUGGUGGGUUGUUUGGGGAGAACUGUGACAAAGAAUGUAGCUGUAAGAAUGGGGCAUCUUGUCACCAUAUAACAGGGGCUUGCACGUGUGGCCCCGGAUGGAGGGGAAGAAACUGCUACAGAGCUUGUAUGCGGGGAUUCUAUGGACUGGAUUGCAUGGAGGUUUGUUUAUGUGGUGAUGGUCAGCCCUGCAAUCAUGUGACUGGAGAGUGCUUCUGUCCACCAGGUUUCACAGGAGAUAAUUGUCAGAACAAGUGCCCUAGGGAUCGUUAUGGAGAGGGUUGUAACCAGACAUGCAACUGUAGCAAGAACUCGGUGUGUGACCCAAGCACCGGAAUAUGCAGCUGUAAACCGGGAUACUAUGGCAAAAACUGCACCAGGGGUAAAAGGAGAAGGAAAAAUAGAAAAGCUCAAGGACGGCGUCAUAAUGAGCGUAUUAUUGCUGUUUCUUUUGAAAACAAACCCAAAGUUAGACCAGAAGCAGAGUCCUGGAGAAUUGGUUGUGAAGAAGGAAAAUUUGGCACAAACUGCGAGAACAAAUGUAAUUGUGAGAAUGGAGCCACAUGUGACUCCAGAACGGGGACAUGUUUGUGUCCGUUGGGGUACAUAGGUCCUACUUGUACCCAGCCCUGCCCGCGGGGAUACACUGGACAGAACUGUGAACAUGUCUGCAAGUGUCGAAAUGAGGCGACUUGUGACCCCAAGAACGGCAAGUGUAUAUGUCCACCUGGUUACCAUGGAGACAGAUGCCAGUUCAAAUGUGAGGAGGACAGAUUUGGCAGGGAAUGCACUGGAGUGUGUAACUGUUCUGAUAAUGGGCGCUGUGAUCCUGUGACUGGUCAGUGUCAUUGUGACCUUGGUUGGAUGGGGGAAACUUGUGACCAGCUAUGUCCUCUGGGAAGGUUUGGUCCAGCCUGUGUCCACUCUUGUGUAUGUCAGAAUAAUGGAUCUUGUGACCCAGUCAGUGGGUGCUGCAGCUGUUUGCCAGGAUUCUAUGGACAAAGCUGUGAAUUCAGUUGUCCUGAAGGAACCUUUGGUCUGUACUGUAGAGAAACAUGCAGCUGUAAGAAUGAUGCUAAAUGUGACCCAGUUAGUGGACAAUGUAAAUGUAGACCAGGCUACAAGGGAGACAACUGUCAGCACAUGUGUUCAAGAGGGUACUAUGGAAUUCAUUGUAAGGAGGAGUGUCAGUGUGGCCCCUCCCACUGUGACCAUGUGACAGGGGAGUGCUUCUGUCCAGCCGGGUUAAAAGGACUCAACUGUACAAAUACAUGUAAACAAGGGCAAUAUGGUCCUAACUGUGAGUUUUUCUGUGACUGUGAUAACCAAGGUUUCUGUGAGGCUGUGUCGGGUGCCUGCGUUUGUCGAGACGGAUUUACUGGGUCAAGGUGUCAAUACAUCACAGUUUCUCACAUAUCCGACCUUGAACUUGAUGACGAGUAGAGAAGAGAUGGCUUUCCCUUCCUCUAGGAGGGGAGACAUUCCCUGGAAUGUUCAUUACUACAGUAAAAGGUGAUGUGAACUCAAAAACAGAAAAUGUCACACAGGUGCUCUAUAAAUAAAACACUCUCCUGACCAGGACUGUAGAGGAGAUUACCCAGAAUUCCAUAGCAUCAAAAUACACACCCAGUGCUUCAUCCACCUAUGAUAGACCUGCUUUCAUUGGAUGUAAAAACCUGUGCCAAUAGAUUUCUAUUUUAUGACAUUAUUUAGUUUGCUUGAGUUGGGUAUAUGCAGUGUGAUUGAGAUAUUUUAAAAUGGCGUAGUUGUGAAGUAAGAGCGCUAGUUUUAGAUUUUAUAGCAGUAUAAUGUGUUGCUCUAAUGUUGGUUUACCAUUCCACUUAGUGUGAUUUCUUUUGCCAUGCAUAAUUAGUUAGCAUCACUUAAGACAUAUGCAAAAUUUAGUUACAAUGAUCUCUUUUUAAAGCAGGUUUUUUAAUACAUAAUUUGUGAAUGGUUUUCUUGUGUGAAAAUAAGCUACCAUAUAGAGUACCAUAGAUAUGCAAAUAUCCGAGUCUGUCUUAUCCAUUGUGUAGUUGAUAUAGGUUACAAAAUUACCAAUAUCUCGGUACAGACUUUAUUUUAUUUCACUGAUAGCCAAAGAACAAAUCAUGUUGUGCUGUAACAUUUUAUGUAUUAUAUAUUGGUGCAAUAUUUCCAGUAAUAUGAUUUUUAUUUCAGAUUUUAUGAAUAUAUUGAGCAUUUUGUAGAGUAUGGAUGUUUGAUAUAGUUGUCACGUCAGAGGAAGAUGUAGAGUGAAUUUGUAUAAUAUAUGUGAUGUAGGUUCUGUUAGGAUGAAUAUACAUGUACUAUAUAAACUGAUGUUACAACGAUAAUUUUUACCUUUUUGAAAAAAGUUAUUAUUUGAUGAUAUAUAUACCAGGCACCUAGAUGAAUAUAGUAUAAGACUUAGUAUUGAUAUUUUUAAUGUAACCAUUACCACAUCACAGUAUCCUUCUUGGAUCAUGGGGGUUGGGGGUUGUUACAUGUAUCAGCUUCUGACCUGAGGUAUCAUGAACCUGGCCCUGGUUAUUUGAAGUCAAGGUCAUUGAUGGGAAAAGACUGGUAUACAUACAGGUGUAUCUUUAGACCUAAUCCAGUAUUAGUAUACCUGUACUCUGUUUUACAUUAGUCGGGCAUGAUUGAGACUUGGCAGUAGUGCCCACCUUUGAGAGGAGGAAUGGUAUUUUUUACUGAAUAAUAUGAAGACUUCUGAUUUCGGUCUGUUAUAGCAGUGUUUGAAUUAAAUAAAUAAAAAUAACACUAUAUAAAUCCAAUUCACAGAAAACCUGGAUCAUCAUUAGAAGUGCAUUUGAUUGUAAAUGUUUGAGUGUAUUUGAAAGAAGGGUGAGAUUCCAACAGAUUUUUUCCUCUGACAAUUGAAUGUGUGGUGUCUGGAAAUGGAGUAAAAGUGUUUUGAUUAUAAAUUUUCUCAUUUCCACCAUAUUUUUUCCAAUAUUAUAUUCUUCUAAAAUACUCAUUGAAUGUUUGUACAUGUACCAUGAUUUGCUUGCUUGACACUAUGUUUAUAUACAUUUCUCAAGAGACCAAUGAAUGUACUGCUAAUUUUAUGCACAUGUACAGUCAUUAAUAUUGAAAAUCCAAACUUCUGAUGGGAUUUUUUUAUCACAAGAUACUGCAUGAAGCUUCUGAUUGGAUGUUUUAUCAUGAAAAAAUGAUACUGAAGCUUCUGAUUGGAUGUUUUAUCAUGAAAAAAUGAUACUGAAGCUUCUGAUUGGAUGUUUUAUUAUGGAACAGUACAUGAUACUUUAAAAGUUUCUAUUGGAUGAUUUAUGGAAUAAUUAUACUCAUUCAUAAAUAGUCUUUUUGACCACAACACUCAAUGGUUAGGUUUGAACCACCAACAUCAAUUUGAAUAGCUAAUUAAUCUACAUUAUUUUUUCCUUUUUUUUUUUUUUGAAAAGUGAAUUGAUUAAGGUUUUCUUGGACUAUUUUAUCCAUGUAAGCUGUAUUUACAUAAAAAGCAAGAAUAUUGUUAAGCAAUAUUGGCUGCUAAAUGGUUAGCAAUAUUUAUAUAGCCUGUUUUACAUAGAAAGCAAUAUGAUGGUUAUAGGCAAUGAAUGGGCUUUCUAACAAGGGAUGUCAAAAUGGUUGGUGUGAUUAUUUGAUGGCUUUAUUUGAAAUUUAAACCCAAGUAAUAUUGCUACAUCAUUUUUUUUUAUUUUUGUAACCGUAGAGUGUGUUACAUGUAAUUCAUUAAGUUAAAGAAAGAAAAACAUGUUUGAAAUUGAGUGCUUCUGUUUUAAGAAUUAGCAUGUUUGAAGAUCUCGUAUAAGUAUAUAAGAACAGACUCUUGCAGUAUAUAUUAUUUAUCACCUUUUUCCCAUCUAGAUCAUGGUUUACAAAUUUCCAAACAGUAGAUUUUAAAGAUUUGUUUGUAAUAUCUUAUCUGAGAAUAUUUCAUUCGACAUAAAUGUCUGAAAGUAUUGACUUGUGUAUUAUCAUACAAUGAUAAACUCAAAAGUUCCUCAAUGUAUCUAUGUUAAAUGUAAAUUUAUAGAAUAGCCCUAGGAUGUUUAUUUGAAUGCCAAUAACAUUAGAUAUUCGUUUACAUACCUUAACGUUCCUGUCUUAUCCCAAAUUUACUCUGUAAUUAAGUCUUAAAUUAUGAUGUUAAUGUACAAGUUACGUACAGCUUGUUUACAGAAUUUCAUAUUCUGUAAUAGUUUGUGGUAUAAAUGAUAAUUAUCUUGUAACUAUGAAAUGUAUCGAGUUUAAGGCUUCAUGUAUCACAGUUUAAUCAAAGUUACUGUAAGUAUGACAUAUGUACAUCAUUUUCUCGUACAUUUCAAAUUUCAUUUUGUGAUACUGUGUUAUAUUUCUGUUUUAUUUACCAGUAUUAUGUUAAUAUGCAUAAUGGAAAUAAAUAUCUUAAAUUAAAAUUUUAUCUUUUAA
Molecule: messenger RNA, 8766 nt
Organism: Ostrea edulis (European flat oyster)
Lineage: Eukaryota; Metazoa; Mollusca; Bivalvia; Ostreida; Ostreidae
Product: multiple epidermal growth factor-like domains protein 6
Exons: 39
Coding region: 649-5793 (1714 amino acids)
Molecular function (GO): protein binding; scavenger receptor activity; calcium ion binding
Source: RefSeq, a predicted model, not a curated record